AUGGUUAGCACUAGAGGUCUUGGUCGGGCUUUAGGGCACGCAAUAGGAAAAGUGUUAGGGAGGAGAGACGAGAGUGACGAUGAUGUCCCCCAGUGGCGAAGACCUAUUGCAUCAGCCUGUAGACAGAGACAACAACAAGUUGUUCUCGUGGACCCUCCUAUGGCCGAGGAGGAAUUGGUCGAUGACCAACUAGAAGCACAUGUUGAAGAAGGUGUUGCUGAUGUUGUGGGUUUUCUAGGUGGAUCCCAUGACACAUCAGAAUGUCCAGAGUUGAAGUUAUCUUCCCAUGGAAGGAAGAUGACUAAGUUUGGGAGGCCUGCCCCAGAGAUUGAAGGCCUUGUGGUGGCCAGUGGACUGAGUCCUUUGAUCGCUUAUUCCCUAGAUACAUGCGAUCAUGGACUAAUGUCUGCUUUUGUGGAAUACUGGCAUAAGGUAACAAGCAGUUUCCAUUUGUCCGUUAGAAAGGUGACUAUCACCUUGGAUGACAUUGCGUCUUUGUUACAUUUGCCUACUGUAGAGGUGUUCCACGGCUUCGAGCAACUUCAUGUCGACAAUGUUGUCGAGAUGUUGGUGGAGUUACUCGAGGUUAGUGCUAUAGAUGCUAGAGCUGAGACCAUUCAGUGUCAUGGAUCUUAUGUGCAACUAUCGUGGUUGCGUGACUUGUAUGAGCUGAAGAUUGAGGCAUGUGAGUGGAUUGUAGCAGGGCGAGCGUAUUUGUUGCAUCUCUUUGGAUGCACACUCUUUGCUAACAAGAGUGUCACACACAUGCAUGUGGUAUUCUUGGAUGCAUUGUGUGACCUGAAACAGAGUGUGGGUUACGCUUGGGGCGCUGCUGCACUUGUGUACAUGUAUGAUAAUUUAAAUGAUGUGUUGAAGAGCACGACGAGGUAG
Molecule: messenger RNA, 891 nt
Organism: Glycine soja
Lineage: Eukaryota; Viridiplantae; Streptophyta; Magnoliopsida; Fabales; Fabaceae
Product: protein MAIN-LIKE 2-like
Exons: 2
Coding region: 1-891 (296 amino acids)
Source: RefSeq, a predicted model, not a curated record